CACUCGUGCUUUUAAUCGCUGUAGAUGAAAAUCCAUUUUUAAGAUAAUGUUUCACACUGGCGUUCACCUUUAGAAGAAUCUACUAUGGAUGAGAUCAUGAAUGUUGCCAACAAGUUCUUGAUUUACUGGAAUGGAUUACAAAUUGAGCCUUGAACGUGCUUUCAGUCUUCGAUUUUCGUAAGCCAACUCUGUGGAAUUCAUCAACCUCUGAAAAGACUUGUUUCUUCUUUCUUUGGACUUUAACCAGUUGUUCAACAUGGCUCUCAUGAAGGUAAAGUUUGACCUGAAGAAAAGGGUAAAGCUUGCCCAGAUGCUAUGGCUCAUGUACUGGUUUUCCGUAAUGGCAGGAGUGCUGGUCUUCAGCAUGGGCCUUUUCUUUAAAAUCGAACUCCGCAAAAGAAGUGAACUUAUGGACAACAACGAAAGCCAUUUUGUACCCAACAUUCUAAUCGGUGUGGGACUUUUGGCAUGUUGUCUAAAUGCCUUUGGUGGCAAAGUCUGCUACGACUCGCUCGACUCCUCCAAGUAUGCGAAAUGGAAGUCUAUUAUGACGCCCUUUCUCAUUUGUUGUUUGGUCUUCAACUUCCUCCUUAUUGUCACCGCGGCUAUGUGUUUCGCCAUGCGCAUUCCUCUAGAGUUUACACUUGCGGAGGGCCUGAAAAAUGGGAUGAAGUACUACAAGGACACCGAUACACCCGGGCGCUGCUACAUGAAGAGGACUCUGGAUCUCAUGCAGAUGGAGUUCCGAUGCUGUGGCAACAACAAUUACAAAGACUGGUUCGAGAUCCAGUGGGUGAGCAACCGUUACCUGGACUUCAGCGCCAAAGAAGUCAAAGACCGAAUCAGCAGCAAUGUGGAUGGCAAAUACCUAAUGGAUGGCGUUCCCUUCAGCUGCUGCAAUCCUAGCUCACCACGACCCUGCAUCCAACAGCAAAUAACCAACAACUCAGCUCACUAUAGCUAUGACCACUACACCGAAGACCUAAACAUCUGGAAACGAGGCUGUCGGGACGCUCUCGUCUCCUACUAUGGUGGAAUGAUGAACACUAUUGGGGUGCUUGUGCUGUUGGUCACCCUCCUGCAAAGCGCUGUAAUGAUUGGACUUCAGUACAUAAACACCUCUCUGUCCACACUGGUCAACCCAGAAGACCCCGAGAGCGAGAGCGAGGGCUGGAUCCUGGAGAAAACGGUUAAAGAGACCUUCACUGACAUCAUGGCUAAGAUGAAGGCCAUGGGCAAAGGCAAUCAGGUGGAUGAGGGGACGAAUGAAGAGGCUGCUGCCACUGCCAGCUGAAUGAACUCCGCCAACCAAACUCUGGCCACACUUACCUGAGAUAGAGAGCUGUGGGACACAGCCUAAAACUGUAACUAUAUCACUCACACUACACAAAGUGUAGACAAAGCCAACUAAUGAAGAACUGGUGAAGGAAAUUAAUUCAAUUGGUGUUUGACAAACUCAUAUUAAGGUGAUUGGCAUGCAAUGAGGGGCUUUAAAUAGAAAAUUAUCUGUCCAUUUGUAAUUAUACCAGUUUUGCUUUCCCCUUUUGACUUUGUACUUUGCUACACAAAUUUUUGUAGACACUUUUAUAGUUAUUUUGUUCUAUUGAUAUUUCAUAUUUGAGUUGAUAUUCAACCUAAGAAUGGCUAGUCAGGGAUUGGAAUAGUAUGAAACUAGCCUCAGUAUGAAGAGUAUUUAUUAAAAAGAAACCCAUUUUUCAGGUAAGACAAAUAAAAAAAAACACUUUUUACAUUUUACGAAAACUAGACAGGUGUCUUUUAAAUUUAGAAAUGAAACGUGUACAUGUGAGAAUGAUAUUUUUGACAGGUGAAUUGAAAGACAAAGAGUUAGAAGCUUUAAUAAAAAAAUAAAUAAAAUAAAAUUAUAUUUAUUUUUGAAGUACCAGGGUUGAGAUUUGGGAAAGGGCUAUGCAAAAAUGAAAUGAUAUUUUGACCUACCUAAUGAUGAGUGCUCUGUUAGUUCAGCAUCAGAUAACACACAGUUUCAACCGCGCUGAAAGGAAAGGCUGAUUUAUGCAGGUUUAGGAGACUAGCAACAUAUGUGUCCAGAGAGAAGGCCAGGUACAGGGUGAGGGGACGCUUUCGAAGGCCCCAGGAGUUGAGGAGACUGGCAGCUAAACCCUGACCUGCGACUUCUGCAUUCCCACUGCUGGGAGCUCCUGUGCUUUUGAAAUCUGCACAUUUACUCCACAAAAUGUCCCAGGCCAGAGACUGAAACUCUAUGCUCAAACCUGUAAUUUUUUGUAAUUAUUUUAUUUUAAUUCUAAUUGCGUGUCUAUGUAAAUAGUGUAGAGUUAUUACAAAUAUAUUUUUUCUCUUUUUUUGUAAAAAUACAAUUCAACUACUUGUAAGAUUUUAGGACAGUGUUUGGUGCGUAGUGAUUGUUAUUGUGAAUAAAACUUGUUUAAUUGUAAA
This is a messenger RNA of Danio rerio (zebrafish), 2433 nucleotides long. It is a transcript of the gene prph2a, whose product is annotated as peripherin 2a (retinal degeneration, slow). Lineage: Eukaryota; Metazoa; Chordata; Actinopteri; Cypriniformes; Danionidae. Gene Ontology annotation, cellular component: membrane. Gene Ontology annotation, biological process: visual perception. The record is from RefSeq and is marked provisional.